AUGGCGUCAUCAAUCCCACAAUUUCAAACAUUAAUAACGGUUGAAGAAUUUCGUAAAUUAGUCAAUGAACAUUUUGAAAAACAAAUUUCUGAAGGUCAACUAUAUGAUGCAAGAGAUAUUGAACGUUUUAAUACAAUCGAUCUAUAUACUUUAAUGUUUAUACAACAUGGUCAAUUUGGUACAAGUUUUAAUCAAGAACAAGCAUUACAUGUUUUUAAUGCGGCAAUGAGUUGGAGAAAACGACGUAAUGUUUAUGAUAUUUCUACAGAUGAAUUUCCUGCUGAAUAUAUUGAUCGACAGGUAGUCUAUUUUAAAAAUAAUGAUAAAUAUCAUCAUCGAUUACUUCAUAUUAUUAUUAGUAAGUUUAAUAAAGGACGUGAAAAUAAAGAUACAGUUAAACGUUUUCUAACAUAUAAUUUUGAACAACAAGUUCGAGAAUAUCCUGGUGAAAAGAUUGUUAUUCUUUUUGAUAUGAGUGGAACUGGUAUUGGAAAUCUGGAUUAUGAUUUAGUUAAAUUUCUUAUUGCUAGUAUGCAACUCUUAUAUCCAGGUUUAGUAGCCUAUAUUCUUCUGUUUAAUAUGCCAUUUCUUUUAUCAGCGGCUUGGAAAUUAAUUCGUACUUGGUUGGCAAGCGAAGCUGGCCAGUUUGUUAAAUAUGCCAAUAAUAAAUCAAUUGGAGAUUUUAUUCCACCUGAUCAAUUACCAGUUAAAAUGGGCGGUACGGCAGAUGAUGAUAAUUAA
Rotaria sordida is the source of this 741-nucleotide messenger RNA. The record is from the annotation of a GenBank genome assembly. NCBI's taxonomy places the organism in Eukaryota, Metazoa, Rotifera, Eurotatoria, Philodinida, Philodinidae.